AUGAACUACGGACAAGUGGAAAAGGAAGCAUUGGCUCUGAUAUUCGCUGUUACCCGCUUCCACAAGAUGCUAUAUGGACGCAAUUUUCUCCUGCAAACCGAUCACCAAACAUUGCUAAAGGUUUUCGGCUCAAAGAAAGGUAUUCCAGUCUACACAGCAAACCGCUUGCAGUGCUGGGCCCUGACACUCCUGCUGUACGAUUUCAACAUUCAACAUGUUCCUACGGACAAAUUCGGCAACGCAGACUUCCUGUCCCGGCUGAUGUCAUCGCAGCGUCGACCGGAUGUAGACUACGCGAUUGCCUCCGUUCACGUGGAAUCUGAGGCGAAAGCAGUUCUCGACGACACCAUCAGCAACCUUCCAGUAACGCACCAAAUGAUCUUGGCUGAAACGAUGAAGGAUGCAGUUCUGCAACAAGUGGUUGGUUUCAUCAAUAACAGUUGGCCAGCAAACGCAAAGCAGAUUACCAACCCUGAUGUCAAGAAGUUCUUCGCCAGACGAGAUGGACUUCAAGUCGACGACGAAUGCGUUAUGUUCGGCGAUCGGAUCGUCGUGCCAUUUAGGUUUCGCAAGCGAAUCAUUCGUCAACUACAUCGGGGACACCCUGUAAUGGACCGGACGAAGUCUCUGGUGCGCAGCUACAUCUACUGGCCCAAUAUCGACGAUGAUGUGGCACAGUUUGUUCGUCAAUGCAGAUCGUGUGCUGAAGCAGCGAAGUCUCCAACGAAAGCAACCCUGGAGUCGUGGCCCAUUUCAGCCCGGCCAUGGCAACGUGUUCAUAUUGACUUCGCUGGCCCUAUUGAUGGAUACUACUAUUUCGUCAUCGUGGAUGCUUAUUCCAAGUGGCCCGAAAUGUUCCGCAGUCGAUCAAUUAACACCACUGCAACUAUGGACAUGCUUCGUGAGACGUCUUCCCGUUUUGGCAACCCGGAAUCAUUGGUUUCAGAUAACGGAACGCAAUUCACCAGCGAGCGGUUCCAGCAAUUUUGUCAUGCAAAUGGUAUCAACCAUCUCCGUACUGCUCCAUACCAUCCGCAGUCCAACGGCCAAGCAGAGCGAUUUGUCGAUUCCCUCAAGCGUGGCCUCAAGAAGCUGAGUUAUGGAGAAAGUUCACCUACACUGGAGCAUUUGCACACAUUUCUUUCGGUGUAUCGCUCUACUCCAAACCCAAAUACUCCGGAAUCGACGUCUCCAGCUGAAGCGUUCCUAGGAAGACCAGUACGCAACACGUUGGACCUACUAAGGAAACCUGAUUCCGUUAAUCAAGCUGCAAGGAACCACAAACAAGAUGAGCAGUUCAAUCGUCGACAUGGAGCUGUUAAAUGCAAUUUUUCGAAGGUGACGACCUGGUCUUCGUUGAGCAGCAUAGUAGAAAUGCCAAGUCCUGGGUUCCUGGCCGAGUCAUCGAACGGAAAGGUUCCGUAA
Molecule: messenger RNA, 1425 nt
Organism: Toxorhynchites rutilus septentrionalis
Lineage: Eukaryota; Metazoa; Arthropoda; Insecta; Diptera; Culicidae
Exons: 1
Coding region: 1-1425 (474 amino acids)
Biological process (GO): DNA integration
Molecular function (GO): nucleic acid binding
Source: RefSeq, a predicted model, not a curated record